Grammomys surdaster is the source of this 4236-nucleotide messenger RNA. RefSeq names its product dual oxidase 2 (gene Duox2). Gene Ontology annotation, biological process: superoxide anion generation; response to oxidative stress; defense response. Bases 1 to 4236 code for a protein of 1411 amino acids. Lineage: Eukaryota; Metazoa; Chordata; Mammalia; Rodentia; Muridae. The record is from RefSeq and is a predicted model, not a curated record. Gene Ontology annotation, molecular function: superoxide-generating NAD(P)H oxidase activity; calcium ion binding; heme binding. The transcript is spliced from 32 exons. Gene Ontology annotation, cellular component: NADPH oxidase complex; plasma membrane.
AUGCUUCCAAUAAACCCCAAGACACUAGUGCUCCUGGGCGCUCUGCUGACUAGACCCCUGAGCCCAGUAGGUGGCCAGGACGCACCCCCGCUGCCUUGGGAAGUGCAGCGAUACGAUGGCUGGUUUAAUAAUCUGAAGUACCACCAGCGCGGCGCUGCUGGCUCCCGGCUGCGUCGCCUAGUACAGGCUAAUUAUGCCGACGGUGUUUAUCAGGCUCUGGAGGAGCCGCUACUGCCCAACCCUCGCCUGCUAAGCAAUGCCGUCGCUAACGGAAGUGCAGGGCUGGCCUCGGUCCACAACCGCACAGUACUGGGGGUCUUCUUUGGCUACCAUGUGCUCUCGGACCUGGUGAAUGUGGAAACACCAGGCUGCCCCGCAGAGUUCCUCAACAUUUACAUGAGGCUGGCGCAGGAGCACCCUCACUGGGGGGAUGAGGAGCUGUUCCAGCAUGCUCGCAAGAGGGUCAUUGCCACCUACCAGAACAUUGCUCUAUACCAAUGGUUGCCCAGCUUCCUGCAGAAAACACCUCCAGAGUAUUCAGGGUACCACCCUUUCAUGGACCCCAGCAUCUCCCCAGAGUUCGUGGUGGCGGCUGAGCAGUUCCUCUCUACCAUGGUGCCCCCUGGGGUCUACAUGAGAAACUCCAACUGCCAUUUCCGGGAAUUCCCGAAGGAAGGUUCUAACAGCUCUCCAGCUCUCAGGGUCUGCAACAGCUACUGGAUCCGGGAGAAUCCCAAUCUGAAGACUGCUCAAGAUGUGGACCAGCUGCUGCUGGGAAUGGCUUCCCAGAUAUCAGAGCUGGAGGACAGGAUAGUGGUUGAAGAUCUGAGAGAUUACUGGCCUGGCCCAGAGAGAUUCUCUCGCACAGACUACGUGGCUAGCAGUAUCCAACGUGGCCGAGAUAUGGGACUGCCCAGUUAUAGCCAGGCUCUGCUGGCCUUGGGACUGGAGCCUCCUAAGAACUGGAGUGCUCUCAACCCCAAAGUAGAAUCCCAGGUACUGGAGGCCACAGCCGCUCUGUAUAACCAGGACCUGUCCAAGUUGGAACUGCUCCUGGGUGGACUCCUGGAGAGCCACGGGGACCCUGGACCUCUGUUCAGCAACAUCAUUCUUGACCAGUUUGUGAGGCUCCGGGAUGGUGAUCGCUACUGGUUUGAGAACACUAGGAAUGGGUUGUUCUCCAAGGAGGAGAUUGCAGAAAUCAGAAACACCACCUUGCGGGAUGUACUGGUUGCUGUCUCCAAUGUGGACCCCAGUGCCUUGCAGCCCAAUGUUUUUUUCUGGCAGGAAGGUGCACCCUGCCCACAGCCUCAGCAACUCACAACUGAAGGCUUGCCCGAGUGUGUGCCCGUUACUGUGAUUGACUACUUUGAGGGCAGUGGUGCUGGCUAUGGUAUCACCCUUGUGGCUGUCUGCUGCUUUCCAUUAGUGAGUCUGAUUGUCGCUGGAGUGGUGGCAAAGUUCCGGAACCGAGAACGCAAGAUGCUACUAAAGAAAGGCAAAGAGAGUUUGAAGAAACAAACAGCCAGUGAUGGAGUACCAGCAAUGGAGUGGCCAGGCCCUAAGGAGAAGAGCUAUCCAGUCACUCUCCAGCUGCUUCCAGACAGGAGUCUGCAGGUCCUUGACAAAUGGUCCACUGUGAUCCGUACCAUCCAGCUGCGGCCCCCACAACAGGUCAACCUCAUCCUGUCCAACAACUGUGGAUGCCGCACCCUGCUGCUCAAGAUCCCCAAGGAGUAUGACCUGGUGCUGAUGUUUAACUCUGAAGAGGACCGGGGUGGCUUUGUGCGGCUUUUGCAAGACCUGUGUAUCUGCGGCACUCCCGGCCUCCACAUAGCUGAGAUGGGCGAGAAGGAGCUAUUGAGAAAGGCUGUGACGAAGCAGCAGCGCGCAGGCAUCUUGGAGAUCUUCUUCAGACAGCUUUUUGCUCAGGUGCUGGACAUCAAUCAGGCUGAUGCAGGGACUCUGCCCCUGGACUCAUCCCAGCAAGUACGAGAGGCUCUGACCUGUGAGCUGAGCAGAGCUGAGUUUGCGGAUUCCCUAGGCCUCAAGCCCAAGGAUAUGUUUGUGGAGUCCAUGUUUUCUCUGGCCGACAAGGAUGGCAAUGGCUACAUAUCCUUCCGGGAGUUCCUGGACAUCCUGGUGGUCUUCAUGAAAGGUUCCCCAGAGGAUAAGUCCCACCUAAUGUUUACCAUGUAUGACCUGGAUGGAAAUGGCUUCCUCUCCAAGGAUGAAUUCUUCACCAUGAUGCGGUCCUUCAUCGAGAUCUCCAAUAACUGCCUGUCCAAGGCCCAGCUGACUGAAGUGGUGGAGUCCAUGUUCCAGGAGUCAGGUUUCCAGGACAAGGAGGAGCUGACCUGGGAGGACUUCCAUUUCAUGCUGCGGGACUACGACAGAGAUCUCCGGUUCACAAAGCUCUGUGUCAAGGGUGGAGCUGGAGGCACUGGGGACAUCUUUAAACAAAGCAGUGCCUGUCGGGUCUCGUUCAUCACCCGGACUCCCGGGAACAGUUCCUGCCCCCCAGAAAUGGCACUCUCUGACAUGGAAACCCCAGAGCUGGGAAGUGCUGGCCUAAAGAGAAGGUUUGGCAAAAAGAUAAUGGGGCCCUCUCCCCGGCUGUACACGGAGGCACUGCAGGAGAAAAUACAGAGGGGCUUCCUGGCCCAGAAGUUCAAGCAGUACAAACGAUUUGUGGAAAACUACCGGCGCCACAUUGUGUGUGUUACAAUCUUCUCAGCCAUCUGCAUAGGCCUGUUUGCAGACCGUGCCUACUACUAUGGCUUUGCCUCACCACCCACGGACAUUGAAGAAACCACCUAUGUGGGCAUCAUCCUGUCCCGGGGCACGGCGGCCAGCGUCUCCUUCAUGUUCUCCUACAUCCUGCUCACCAUGUGCCGCAACCUCAUCACCUUCUUGCGGGAGACCUUCCUCAACCGCUACAUUCCCUUCGAUGCCGCUGUGGACUUCCAUCGCUGGAUUGCUAUGGCUGCAGUUGUCCUAGCUGUUCUACACAGUCUUGGACAUGCAGUCAACGUGUACAUCUUCUCAGUCAGUCCCCUCAGUCUGAUGGCCUGCGUCUUCCCUAACGUCUUUGUGAAUGAUGGGUCCAAGCUUCCCCCAAAGUACUACUGGUGGUUCUUUGAGACAGUUCCAGGUAUGACAGGAGUGCUCCUGCUCCUGGUCCUGGCCAUCAUGUACGUCUUUGCCUCCCACCACUUCCGCCGCCACAGUUUCCGGGGCUUCUGGCUGACCCACCACCUCUAUGUUGUGCUUUAUGCCCUGCUCAUCAUCCACGGCAGCUAUGCCCUCAUCCAAUUACCCAGCUUCCACAUCUACUUCCUGGUCCCUGCAAUUAUUUAUCUGGGGGACAAGCUGGUAAGCCUGAGCCGGAAGAAGGUGGAGAUCAGCGUGGUGAAGGCUGAGCUGCUGCCUUCAGGGGUGACCCACCUGCAGUUCCAGAGGCCCAAGACUUUUGAGUACAAAUCAGGACAGUGGGUGCGAAUCGCCUGCCUGAGUCUGGGUACCAAUGAGUACCACCCAUUCACGCUGACCUCUGCACCCCAUGAGGACACACUCAGCCUGCACAUCCGGGCUGUGGGACCUUGGACCACCCGCCUCAGGGAGAUCUACUCACCCCCAGUGGGUGGCAGCUGUGCCAGAUACCCAAAGCUGUACCUCGAUGGACCUUUUGGAGAGGGCCACCAGGAAUGGCAUAAGUUUGAGGUGUCAGUGCUGGUAGGAGGGGGCAUUGGAGUCACUCCCUUUGCUUCCAUCCUCAAAGACCUGGUCUUCAAAUCGUCCAUGGGCAGCCAGAUGCUCUGUAAGAAGAUCUACUUCAUCUGGGUGACAAGGACUCAGCGGCAGUUUGAGUGGCUGGCUGACAUCAUCCGCGAGGUGGAGGAGAAUGACCGCCAGGACCUGGUGUCUGUGCAUAUCUAUAUUACUCAGCUGGCUGAGAAGUUUGACCUCAGGACCACCAUGCUGUACAUCUGUGAGCGGCACUUCCAGAAAGUGCUGAACAGGAGUUUGUUCACGGGUCUGCGCUCUGUUACCCACUUCGGCCGGCCUCCCUUUGAGCUCUUCUUCAACUCUCUGCAGGAAGUCCAUCCACAGGUUCGUAAGAUUGGAGUCUUCAGCUGUGGUCCUCCAGGGAUGACCAAGAAUGUGGAGAAGUCCUGCCAGCUCAUCAACAGGCAGGACCGGGCCCACUUUGUGCAUCAUUAUGAGAACUUCUGA